Molecule: messenger RNA, 2293 nt
Organism: Brachypodium distachyon (stiff brome)
Lineage: Eukaryota; Viridiplantae; Streptophyta; Magnoliopsida; Poales; Poaceae
Product: ABC transporter G family member 10
Exons: 1
Coding region: 140-1984 (614 amino acids)
Cellular component (GO): membrane
Molecular function (GO): ATP hydrolysis activity; ABC-type transporter activity; ATP binding
Source: RefSeq, a predicted model, not a curated record
UUUGGUGUGGUUAGCUCAACUCUUCUCACCCUCCCUGGCUGCCUCGAUCAGUGGCUCCCUGACUUGUUUGUAACACUCCUGUUCUUCUCUCCUACUUGCUGGGAAGUACACGAUCUCGGAAAGACUCUUGUAGCGAUCGAUGGCGUCGUCUCCGAGGGAGACGAUGGUGGUCACGCCGGAGAUGAAGACGGGGAGCGGGCGCCGGAGGCUGAGGUACCGGAUCGAGACGAGGGCGCUGUCCUACGUGCUGCCGGCGUCGUCUUCGUCGUUCUCGUGGGGCGGCAAGAAGGGAGGAGGAGGGGAGCGGCUGCUGCUGAGGAGCGUGACGUGCGAGGCGCCGCCGGGGGAGGUGGUGGCGAUCGUGGGGCCGAGCGGCGCGGGCAAGACGACGCUGCUGUCCGUGCUGGCGGGGUCAGCGGACCCGGGCAGGGUGGUGUCCGGGGCGGUGCUGGUGAACGGCCGCCCCAUGGACGCCGCCCGGUUCCGGCGCGCGUCCGGGCACGUGCCGCAGGACGACGCGCUGUUCCCGAUGCUCACCGUGGAGGAGUCGCUCCUGUACAGCGCGCGCCUCAGGCUGCGCGCCGCCCCGCCGGGAGCGGCCGAGGCGCGCGCGAGGGAGCUCAUGGCCGAGCUCGGGCUGCGGCACGUGGCGGGUUCCAGGGUCGCGAGCGUGUCGGGCGGCGAGCGGCGGCGCGUGUCCAUCGGGGUGGACCUCGUGCACGACCCGGCCGUGCUGCUGCUGGACGAGCCCACCUCCGGCCUCGACUCCGGCUCCGCGCUCCACAUUGUCAAGAUGCUCGGGGACAUGGCCGCGGCGCACGGCAAGACCGUCGUGCUCACCAUCCACCAGCCCGGGUUCCGCAUCCUCGAGCUGCUCGACCGCGUCGUGCUCCUCGCCGAAGGCGCCGUCCGCCACCACGGCUCGCUGCCGCUCCUAGAGGCGCGCCUGGCGGACUCGGGCCACUCCAUCCCGCCCCACGUCAACGUGCUCGAGUACGCCAUGGAGGCCAUCGACAGCCUCAAGCCCGACGUCGUCGUCAUCGCCACGCACGCGCUCACGUGCCAAGCAGAAGAACACGCCAUUCCAGUGCCCACGUCGUCCUCGACGUCUUCGCCCGCGGUCCGGCGCUCGGCGUACGCGAACUCGGCGGCGGCGGAGGUGCGCAUCCUGUCGGCGCGGUUCGUGAAGACGGUGCUGCGCACGCCGCAGCUGUUCGCGGCGCGGAUGGUGCAGUCGGCGGUGGUGGGCGUGUUCCUCGGCACCAUCUUCCUGGGCACCACGGACCUGCAGUCCAGGCUGGGAUUCUUCGCCUUCAACCUCACCUUCGUGCUCUCCUCCACUACGGAGGGCCUCCCGGUGUUCCUCCAGGAGCGCCGCAUCCUGGAGCGUGAGACAUCCCGGGGCGCGUACCGCGUCUCCUCCUACGUCGCCUCCAACGCCGCCGUCUUCCUCCCUUUCCUCCUCGCUGCGGCCAUCCUCUACGCGACGCCCGUGUACUGGCUCGUGGGCCUCGCGCGGGAGCCCGCCAGCUUCGCCUACUUCGCGCUCGUCAUCUGGCUCGUCAUGCUGACCGCAAACUCCUUCACCGCCUGCCUCAGUGCCCUGGCGCCAAACUACAUCGUCGGCAACUCCCUCAUCGCAGGCUUCAUCGGCUGCUUCUUCCUCUUCUCCGGCUACUUCGUCGCCAGCAAGGACAUCCCGCAGUACUGGGUCUUCAUGCACUACGUCAGCCUCUUCAAGUACCCAUUCGAGGCCCUCGUCGUCAACGAGUACGGCGGCGCGCGCGGCGCCCAGGAGUGCCUCGCCCAGGCCCCCGGCGGCGGCGGCCUCUGCGUGCUCGACGGCGCCAUGCUGCUGCGGCAGCAGGGGAUGCGGGAGAGCAUGAGGUGGAGCAACGUCGGCGUCAUGCUCGGCUUCGUCGUCGGCUACAGGCUGCUCUGCUUCGUCUUCCUCUGGUACAGGUGCCACCGCAUGAGGAGGUGAGGAGGAAUCGCGUUCUCCGGAGACGGCAAAUCAUGCCAUUGCCAUGUCCCAUUUGGCACGCACGCAGGCUUGCAAAUAGUAACCGCUCAUCCAAAAUUCGACCUCUUUCUUACUUUUUUGCUUGUGUCUUUUCCGAGACAUUUUUUAUCGUCGAUUCGAUUAGGUUGAAAAGAUUAUAUAUGUAUAUGUUGGGGAGAGACAUUGAUCAAGUUCUGGUGGAUGUUAAUGUUCCUGUGUAUCAGCAAUGAAAUUCAAUGAUGAUGCUAGUGGAGAAAUAAAUUUGAUCAUCAGGAAGGAGGUUAUUUGUUA